AGCCCCGAGGCCUGAGCAGCGUUCGGUGUGUGGCGCCCACCGGGGUCCGGAGCUCGAACGCUGAGUCUGGAGCGCCUAUCUCGGGGGUACUGUGUACUGUGCAGCCGCCCCCGCGGGGCCUGUACCCGCGCUUUCUCGCCAUCUCUGAGCCUGGCUCGACGGCCCUGGGCCCAGCCUCUCACUCGCGUCCGGCCGGUGGGCUCUGGGGGACCCGUGGCGGCCCCCGCGGCCCCCUCAUCUUGCUCCCACUGGACCGGCCAUCUCUAUGGCCUCCAGUCAGGCAGCGCCGGACCGCUGGAGGUCCUAGGAUCCGGGGCUCUGGGAGGCAGGGAUCAUGGUGGGGGUCCUGGCCAUGGCGGCGGCUGCAGCUUCUCCUCCAGUAAAGGACUACGAGAUUGAGCCUUGCAAAAAGCGGAGAAAAGAUGAUGACAGCUCUUCCUGUGAAACAAUCACCAAAUAUUUAUCACCAAAAGAGAAGACUGGAGACAAAGUUUUCUCUCCACCAAAACCCAGUAAUAUUCUUCAUUAUUUUAGAAAGACUUCACCCACAGAUGAGAAGCUACAGUUGACAAAGGAGUGCACGAUAAAGCCAUCUCCCUCAUUGCUUGUUGGCAAUAGCAAAGACCAUAAGACACCUUUGGAAGUGCUCUCAAAUACGGAAUUUAAGAAGAAAGGAAAGAGAGUUAAUUUAUCUCAUCAACUGAAUGAUAUUAAAAUUAAAUCGCCGGUUGGAAUUAGUAGUGAUACUAAGAAGGACUGUGGUUUGAGUGAUUUUGUGGAAAGCAGUACUGAUGUUUUCCUUUAUAAGAAAGAUGUAGAGGUUCUUGCAGAAAGCAUUCAAGACAGGAGAAAUCAACCAAAUACAAUUACCUCCAAAAAAAAUUUCCAGAAAGUCAACCCUAACAAAGGUACCACAAAAAAUGAUGGCAAAAUGUUGAGAAAAAGGAAGCACAGCAAGGUACUAGAUCUGUCUGAAAGUUUACCCUUGGCAGACGACAUAAAUCUGCUUAAGAAAGGUGGCAAAGAGAGUAAACCUUCCCUGGCCAAUGGAAAUGAGAGGACAGCAAAUCAUGUAGACUCCAGGGCUUGUGCAACCAAAACGAUGGAUUUAAACAAGACUACAAUAACAGUCUCCUAUGAGGAAUUUUUAAAAAGUCAAAAGGCAGCUAGAGUGGAAGAGAUACCUGACCCUGCAGUGCCUGCUUGUGUUCCUUCUGGAUCUGGUGAAGCAGUCAAAAGUAGUUCUGAAGGUGAAUCAGAAAAUUGUGAAUUUUCUCCACGGGUACACCUUAAGACAGUUACUGUUCUUGCACAAGUUCACCCCACUCCCCCCAAAAAGAAAGGAAAAAUAGCCCAAAUUUUUUUGAAACAGAAACAGCCUGAUCUGGAGAGUAGCCUCUCUGAUCCAGAAAAUGAACAGACAGUUCAGAAAAGGAAAUCAAAUGUUGUGAUCCAGGAGGGCCAAUUAGAACUGGCUGUGCUGGAAGCCGGGAGCUCUGAGGCUUCAGUACCAAAGUGUAGCAUGGAAGAGAGACAGCAGUUCAUGAGAGCAUUCAGGCAGCCACCAUCAGAAAUGCUCAGAAAUGGGUUCAAGAAACCUUUGGAGAAGCAGAAAGAUCCAAAUGAAAAACCUGCAAAUGAAGAAGGUGAUAAUGGUCCUGAAAAAGUCAUAGAAAAUCUUAAUAUCCAAAUAGUUUCAAAUCCUGGCAGUUCACAGACACACACUGAUAAAGCAAGUUUUCCUAAGGAGAAAAGUAAAAAACUGAAGAAAAGGGCUAAGAAAACGAUUGGCACUAGGCCCACUCCAGGUGGAAACAGAGAAGAAAGCAUGCAAAAGGAAGAAACAUCCUUUUCCCCAAAAGAUAAACAAAAGCAAAAUAGCCUUCGAAGGAGUUUAAGACAGAAGUCAGAAGUUUUCAAAAGCAAUUCAUUACUUAAUAGUGAAAGUCUUGUUUGUGAGGAUACAGCACAUAACUCUCUAAAAAUGUCUCUGGGUGACAGAAAUAAAUCAAGAAAACCCAGCACAUCAAUCCAGGAUAUGGUUACACAUUCUGAAGCUGAGCCUGAAAACAGGCUGCUGAACGUUUCCACACCCAAACGAACCAGGAGCUCUCUAAGAGGUAGCUGCAUGCCUACCGUAGUCACUCUUAGAGGUACUGAGUCUGAGGAUGGCCAGGACACUAGUCCAGCGAAGGCUUCCACUCCAAAAGCAGCCUGCAUGUCAGAAAAGCACAGCUUGUACACAGCGGAAUUAAUAACAAUACCCUCUGAUUCGGAGAGCCCCAUUAGAAUGAAAUUCAUUAGAAUUAGUACUCCCAAAAAAUCUAAGAAAAAGUCUAAGAAACUAUCUAAGAAAUCUGAAACAACUGAGGGAGAUCUCACUUCUCAGAAGAGAAAGGCAAGCAGUACUUUAAAAAAUGUAUCCAAAGCAAAACAACUGAUUGAGAAAGCUAAAGCUUUCCGAGUCAGUGGACCAAAAGCUGAAGAAACAGUGGUGCCCUUGAGACGGUCCUCCCGGCACCAGAUACCUCCUGAAAGGGAAAAGUCACCAGAGACAGAUGACUCUGUAAUACUAAUAGAUUCAAGUCCAACUUCUAUAAAACAACCAGAGAAAAAUCAGAAGAAACUUAAGAAUUUGAAUGAUGUACUAGGAAAAAAAGUUAACAAGCCUUCUAAAAAUGUUCCUGCAAAAACAAAAGUAACACACCUUUACACAGUGAAAAUUCUUCUAACUUUUGCUUUUAUUCUUUCAAAUUUUCUUCAAAGUCAAGAUUCAUCAGAACAAACUCGGGAUUGUGAUAUACAAUUUAAAGCAAAGCGUGAUUUUCUGAUGAGUGGUUUGCCAGAUUUACUGAAACGACAGAUUGCAAAGAAAGCUGCUGCACUAGAUGCAUACAAUGCCUCGAGUACCAGUUUCCAGAGGGUUGUUCAUGUGCAACAGAAGGAUGGUGGGUAUUGGUUAUGGCAUUUGAAGCCACCUUCUUGUCCUCUAUUAACUGAAUUUAAAGAACUGAAUACUAAAAUAACAGAUCUCUCAAAAUGUGCUGUUGCUCUUGGUGAAUUUUCAACAUUGAAUUCAAAUCCAAGAAAUAAUUCAGCUGUUGUGUCGAUGAAGACAAGGAACGAUUUUACUAAAGAAGUAAGAAAUCUUUUGCUGGAGGAAAUAAAGUGGUCAAAUCCUGAAUUUUCUUUAGGAAAAUAUUUUCCCUUGCUCCUAAAAAAACGAAUUGAGCACCAGGUACUUUCUGAGGGUCAUGGUAAACAAGCAAGUCUACAACUACAGCUUCAUGUCAGUCAAAAAGAAAGCAAAAGGAAAUGUGUGGAAACAGGAAAUCAAAAGUCAAAAAGAAAGAAACCAAAUGAACAUUCAUUGAGCCCAGAAAAGAUACAGGAGAAGUCAGAAGAUCUUGACAAAAGGAUCAACUCUUCUGGGAUAAAUCUAGAUUCUUCUAAAGAUUCUGGAACUGAAGACAUGCUUUGGACAGAAAAGUACCAGCCUCAGACUUCGGGUGAACUCAUAGGCAAUGAGUUAGCUAUCAAAAAGUUAUAUAGUUGGUUAAAGGACUGGAAAAGAAGAGCUGAACUGGAAGAAAGACAAAAUUUGAAAGGAAAAAGAGAUGAAAAACAGGAAGAUUCAUGGGAUACAGACUUUAAAGGCAGUUCAGAUGAUGAAGAGUGUCAUCUUUGCAACACUGUUCUGAUAACAGGGCCAACAGGAGUGGGAAAAACUGCUGCUGUGUAUGCUUGUGCCCAGGAGCUUGGAUUUAAGAUAUUUGAAGUGAAUGCCUCUUCCCAGAGAAGUGGUAGACAAAUCCUGUCUCAGCUGAAGGAAGCUACCCAGUCCCAUCAAGUAGAUAAACAAGGUGUAAACUCCCAAAAGCCCUGCUUCUUUAAUAACUACAACAUUGGCAAGUCACCAAAAAAAUUAAACUCCCCUGGGAAAGUUGUUACAUCACCAAGAAAGCUUCCUCCAUCAUCACCAAAAGGAAGUGGGCAAAAGCGAGCGUUUCCCCCUAAAACUUUGGCAAAUUACUUUAAAGUAUCCUCCAAAUCCAAAAAUAAUGAAGGAGUACUCAUGGAAAAUAAUAAAGGAAUCAAAAAUGCUUCUUUGGAACAGAGGCAAAUCAUUCAGACUAAAUCAACAAAUGCAAAUAAUUCAAAUGUUAAAGAAUUUGGAGCUGAGGAAUCCAAUAGGAAGAAUGCAACAUCUCUCAUUCUCUUUGAGGAGGUUGAUGUCAUUUUUGAUGAAGAUGCUGGGUUUUUGAAUGCAGUCAAAACAUUCAUGGCGACAACUAAACGGCCAGUAGUUCUUACUACAAGUGAUCCCACAUUUAGUUUAGUGUUUGAUGGCUGCUUUGAAGAAAUCAAUUUCAAUAUUCCUUCCCUGCUUAACGUUGCCAGCUAUCUACAAGUGAUCUGUUUAGUUGAGAAUUUCAGAACCGAUUUAAAAGACUUUGUAACCUUGUUGACUGCAAAUGAUUGUGACAUUAGAAAAAGUAUCCUUUACUUACAGUUUUGGAUUAGAAGUGGAGGUGGAAUUUUAGAAGAAAGACCAUUAUCAUAUUGUCAAGGAAAUAGCAGAAAUAUACCAGUUUGCUCUGAAGAUGGCAGUGAUCCAAAAAUUAACUCUAAAAACAGCAGAAGGAACCGUAUAGCCCUCCCCAAAUGUGACACCGGCUGUGCAGAGGCUUUGUUUGGACUCAAAAACAUUGCCUCCCCAUCUCAAGACUUAAUUUCAUUUUUAAAGCACAAGAUCACAACCAAGGAAGAAUGGCAUAAAUUCAUCCAGCUCCUCACUGAAUUCCACAUGCAAAACAUAGAUCUUUUAUAUAGUAAUCUUGAGUUCAUCCUGCCAUUGCCGGUCACUGUCAUCCCAGUGACUACAGAGGCCAGUGCACCAGGAAGCAUGGACAAUCUUCCCAGGAUGAAGUCAGAAGAUCAGUCAUUAAAAAAAUCACAGAAAAGGAAGCAGAAAAAGAUGGUGACCCUAGAUGACAGUGACUUAUUUGACACUGGACUGGACUUUUCUGAUGAACUGACUAGCUUAUCUCCUGUUCCUUUCUCAGCUUUAGAAGACCUCACAAGCAGAGACAGAGAAGGCAACCAAGAGACACAGACACAUAACAAAGGUUUCACAUCUGACUCUGUGCCUCGACCUCCUAAGACACCAGCAGGGAAGUGUUCUGUGCUCAUUUCUCACUGUUUAAAUUCUCUCGCUGAGUUCAUGGAGAACAUGUCCUUCUUAGAUGCUGUUCUAAGAGAUGCAGGGGAACAGAAUGAACUGGGUAGAAAGCCUUUUUGCUGGACAAGCGGAAAGGUUAAAAGUGGACUUUGUGAUGAGUUUAGUAUUGAGAGUAGAGAUGGGUGGGGUCCUCAGAGAUCUGAAGAAUUAAAAGCAACGGCAGAAGCUCUCAGCUUUACUAAAUGUUCUUCUACCAUUUCAAAAGCACUGGAGUCCUUGAAUUCAUGCAAGCACUUAGGAAGAGAUUCAGUCAGUGAGCUCACGUUCUGUGUUUCACAAAGGUGCAGUGAUGUGUGCUUCCACCUGUCGGCAGCUAAUCUGGACAAUGCUGACAAGAGGAUGGCAGUCAUUAAAAGAGUGCUUUCCAGUCGGUCUCUUCUGACUGUGGGUAAUAAGCAAGCUAGUAUAACUGACUACCUACCAACUCUUCGGAACAUUUGUCGGACAGAGAAGCUAAAGGAACAAGGGAGAAAUAAAAGAAGGUUUCUGCACUACUUUGAAGGAAUUCAUCUUGAUAUCCCAGAAGAGGCUGUGACUGCUUUGGCCGCAGACUUCCCUUGAUGCUCCUCGUCUUCAGUGUCCUGUACAGAUGAUGUGGUCCUUAAGACACACUAGAAUAUGGUAACUUUAAAGAAGAGAUUAUUUCUCUUAAUGUAACUUUUAAAACUUUGUAUUUUUGUGGUUCAACUAUUUAAAAUGAAAAAAAUUGGGUUACAAACUGUAUAUAUGAUUGUAAUAUUUUUUUCUGAAUGUUUUGUAUUACCUGUUUUCGCUUGGUUGGUAUGCUUUCUCUUUGUGUAAACCAUCUGUGGAUUUCUAAAGCUGUGUCGGUGCUGAGCUCACUGUAAUCUUCCCUUUCCUCGUUCCCUUCCUCUGCUCGUCAGCAUCAGAGCCACCAUAAAUAGGAAGCACCUAGCCUGCGGUCCCUAACUGUUACACAGUAUAAAACAGAGUUACAUACAGAAUAAUUUUUAAAUGUGCUAGGAAUAAAGUUAUGAAUAUUUUGGAAAGGGUUGUACUUCCUCUUGCUUUUACAUCUUGUGCCCUCCUCCAGCAUGUUUUACCACUGAAUCAAUGAAUCAUCUGUGUUGGCAAAGAAAAGCAUUCUGAAUUCUAGUUUUCAUAAACCUUUCCUAUCACCCCAUGUAGGUAGUCUUGUGCAUUUUACCAACCCAAAUCAUUGUACAUUUUAUAUCAUGUUUUCUUUAUAAAUGUAAUGACAUUAAUUUAUCUGUUCUGGACAAGUUGUUGAUGAAGAAAUAAUGAAGGCAUCUACCAUGGGGUUUAUGCCUAGCAGCUGUUUCCAUUUAAGUUUGGUUUUGGGUUUUGUGGUGCUAAGGAUAAACUCGGGGUCUUCUGUGUUGUGGGCAAGUGUCCUAUGUCUUAGUACAUACAGAGUCUCGUUUUUGUAAUUAUUUGCCGUGCUACAGAACAAACCGUGGCCUGUACAUGCUACAGGCAUGCUUCAUCACUGAGCUAGACCCUCCCACCCUGUUUUGGAGAUGACAAGGUCUGGUUAUAAUGCUUAUGCUGCCUCUAAACUACUUCCAGAAUUACAUGUUCCUCCUUUCUCAGCUUCCUGGGACUACGCAGGAAUGUCAUCAGUUUUUGUGUUUUCAGGGGUUUGUUUGGUUUUUGGGCUUUUUUGUGUAUUUUUACUUUAGUGGCAAGAUUUUAAAAUGUCACAUUUUACUUAAUGUUAUUUUUAUAGUCAGAUAAUCAGGUAUGUUUAAAAUUGCUUCAUAUUACACAUACUUGUAUAAUAACAUAACAUUCAGGUUACAUUUUUUGAUGAAUUAUUUUUUAACUCAAAAGUUAAGGAUCCUAGUUUUGUACUUUUUUAAAGUAUAGGUGCAUACCUGUUUACAAAUGUAUGUGAAGAUAUGUUUUUACCUCUUGUUCAACCUACCUUUUUUGU
Messenger RNA from Microtus ochrogaster (prairie vole), 7160 nucleotides. RefSeq names its product ATPase family, AAA domain containing 5 (gene Atad5). The coding region runs from base 335 to 5803 and encodes 1822 amino acids. The record is from RefSeq and is a predicted model, not a curated record. NCBI's taxonomy places the organism in Eukaryota, Metazoa, Chordata, Mammalia, Rodentia, Cricetidae. The transcript is spliced from 23 exons. Gene Ontology annotation, molecular function: DNA clamp unloader activity; ATP hydrolysis activity; DNA binding. Gene Ontology annotation, cellular component: nucleus.